This is a messenger RNA of Plectropomus leopardus (leopard coralgrouper), 2948 nucleotides long. It is a transcript of the gene sfrp2, whose product is annotated as secreted frizzled-related protein 2. Gene Ontology annotation, biological process: non-canonical Wnt signaling pathway; canonical Wnt signaling pathway. Gene Ontology annotation, molecular function: Wnt-protein binding. Lineage: Eukaryota; Metazoa; Chordata; Actinopteri; Perciformes; Serranidae. The record is from RefSeq and is a predicted model, not a curated record.
GAUGCUCAACAACUCCUGUAUAAUAUCUGCAGGUUUUUACGCACAUAAGAAAUGAGGGUCAUAAUUUCGACUGCGAUGGUGGUGUGGCUGAUGACAAUACCCUGCAUGGAGGCUAUCCACGGAUUGUACAACUUCGGCCAGCAUGAUUUAUUCUACAAAAAGAAUAACUGCAAGCCAAUUCCUGCAAAUCUCCUUCUGUGCCACGAUAUAGAGUACACAGAGAUGCGCCUUCCGAACCUGCUCGGACACGAAACCAUGAAUGAAGUUCUGCAGCAAGCCUCGUCUUGGAUCCCGCUGGUUCAGAAGCAGUGUCACCCCGACACCAGAAAGUUCCUCUGCUCCCUGUUCGCUCCCGUCUGUCUGGAUGAUUUGGACGAGCCCAUACAGCCGUGCAGGUCUCUGUGCGAGAGCGUUAAGAACGGCUGCGCGCCUGUCAUGUCCGCUUUUGGCUUCCCCUGGCCAAAGAUGCUGGACUGCGACCGCUUCCCACUCGACAAUGACCUGUGCAUACCACCUGCAGGCAUCGAGAACUUUGUGCCAGUCACCAAAGAGGUGCCCAGAGUGUGCGAUGCUUGCAAGGAAACAGAUGAAAAUGACAACGAAAUUGUUGACAACCUGUGUAAGAAUGACUUUGCUCUAAAGAUCAAAGUUAAGGAGAUCUCCUACAUCAACGGCGACACUAAGAUAGUGCCAGAGAACAAGAGCAAGACCAUUUACAAGCUGAACGGCGUGACGGAGCGUGACCUGAGAAAGACGGUGCUGUGGCUGAAGGAUGGCCUGCAGUGCAUCUGUGAGGAGAUGAACGACAUCCAUGCCGCCUACCUGGUCAUGGGCCAGAAGAUGGACGGCCAUCUGGUCAUCACCUCGCUGAAGCGCUGGCAGAAGGGACAGCGAGAGUUUAAGAGGAUUUCCCGCAGCAUUCGCAAGCUGCAGUGCUAGGAAGGGGAAAAAAUACCUGCAUGUGUCACUGUUGAAGGAAAAGUUUAGUUGAGCUCUUUCUGAUUCUCUCUUUCCAGGUGUCACACAAGUUGCAAUAACGGUUCAUAGAUUCCUCUCUAGAUUUCAGCAAUGAUGUAUCUUUGGCCUCAGACAACACACUUAAUUCCUGUAUUUUUCAUCAGGUUAUAGGUUGUUUUUUUCUUUAAAUAGCACAGUAUGUUAAAAAAAGGCAAUACACAGCAUGUCUACUGGUAAAAAACCUCUACAAUUAUCAUUUUCAAUUAGUUUUGGUUCUUAAAGGUGCUUUUCCCCAAUACACUCAAGCUACAUUAAUCAAUAAGGCCACAAUAUUAAAAAACAAAAUACAUAGUUAAGUGAUUUAAAAACAUAGAUUGGCCAUGUCUUCUGAGCAGGGCAUUCAUUUGAUAUCUAAAGACACAAAAGUGAGCAAAUGGGGUGAAAAAAAGGUUCCUUAAAUUGUAGUAAUAUGAAAUCCUUGUUUCACCAAUAGACUCCCAUUUUGCAUGCAGUGAAUAAUUAGCUCCCCCUAGUGGUCAGUGUCAGUGGUAUGUCUUUUCCUUUGCUGUCAUCUCAUUGAUUGCACUCAGCUGGUGUUCAAGGUGUGAGGGAAUCACCAAUUUCAUAGUCAGAUGGUCAAAGUGAAGACUGCCAGAGUUUUGAGUCCAGGAUUAAAAGUGGCUGACUUUCAAAAAUCAUCUGCAGAUGCGGCUCACAGAUAAAUCCUGCAAUGGGGGUGAGUUUAAGACAUUGCUAUUUUCUGCUGCGGUUUUCCCUGGGAUCUGUUUCUGCUGUAGUCAUGGGGAAAUCCUUUUAACAAGUUUAAAUCAUCAGCAGUUGUUUGUUUAGGACCAUUCAAAACUCCUAAAAGGAACAAACUACAUCACAAGGGUCAAAGGCCUUAACUAAUUAAAGUAAAAAAAAAAGUUCAAUAAAAAGAGCUCUGGUUAGAUGUUUGGAGGAGUUCCUAAAUAAUGUAUUUGCAUCUUUUAAAAACUAGAAGCUGAUUAAUAUUGUGUGGUGCAUAUUGAGUGAAGCUGUGAUCCCCGUGUGCAUGGUGCGAUGUUCAAAGACAAAAUAAUGUUGGUGUUUUUGUACCGUUUUCUCAAGCAAAUAUGAGAGAUAGCUGGCUAUAUUCUCUUCCUCUUCAUGUUUUAAUACUCUUAGUAAGCUUUUUGUACUUGAGCCACUGCAUACUUUUCUACCACAGUAUGAUAAAACUAAUAUUUUUCUACUCCAGCCUUGCAUAUUUCAUUUAAACUUUGACGUUUUGAGUUUGCAUCUUAAUCCUGUUGUUUGAUGAGUGACACAAGUUGGGUUUUUUAGGUGUUAUUAGAGGAUGAAUAUUUGGUUGAUAGUGUUGAUUUCAUGAGCAGUAACUUGUUCGCCGCAAAUAAUCAAGUGGUCUGUGUGUGAAUGUGUGUGCAAUGUAAAAUAUUUUUUGAAAGUAUUACUGUGUAAAUAUUAAAUACCACCUUUUAUUCUUGUAUAAAGUUUUCAGCGAUUAAAAGCUGCCAACAAUAUGUUUUCAUAUGAAUAAUUUCAUUGUUGUGUUUGUGUGGCUAGAAAUCAAUAUAGUCACCAAAAAAAAGACAAAUUCAAAAAUAAAACUAAUGGCCAGAGUAGUAAAAUGAAAAAUAAACCUGUGGUAUCUAUUAUCAAUAAAACACCACCAUCUAGUGGUAGUCAAUGGUAAAAUCUGGUCAUCUUAAUCACUGGAUGCAUACAGGCAUAUGGUGGUGUUUUCAUUGCAUUUUGUAUUUACAUUUAUUUUUCCAGUGACCUACCAUUAUGAAAUGUAACAAAGUUUAGCUUAACAACAUAGUGUCACUUAAAUGACAUACACAUAGUGAGUCUAUAUAUUUCACACUUGCCUGUAUUUUAAUACAAAUGUUUUCAUAUUUGGCCCGCAUAUCUGAAUCUGUUGUAUUUUUGGUCUUAGCGUAGAACCAGGCUACUGUAAUAAACAGAUUUACGUUUUUUGGCUGAAA